Rotaria sp. Silwood1 is the source of this 1038-nucleotide messenger RNA. The record is from the annotation of a GenBank genome assembly. NCBI's taxonomy places the organism in Eukaryota, Metazoa, Rotifera, Eurotatoria, Philodinida, Philodinidae.
AUGCUGAUUAUGCAUAUUAUGAUAUUUCUUGCUCUGCAGAAUGCAGUGCAAACUCGAUAUUUACUAUAUUAUACCGAUAUUCGUCAGCAUUCGUAUUUGACAUUUGAUUGUCUGUACAUUCAAUUUGUCGAAAGUGAAUUAAAUGCAUAUUCAUCAUAUAUUAUGAACCAACAGUUAACUCCCUAUUGUCGACGACCUGAUAAUGAUGAAAAACAAGAUGAAAUAUCUGAUAUACUAGAUGAAAAUAUAUCAAACAAGAUUACUUUUAAUGAAUUAAGGAAAAAAGGUGUAACAAGUGAACAACUUUUAAAUUGGGGAGCACCUAUCGAUGUUGCUGAACGUUAUGAAAUCAAUAGUCAAAGUUUAGAUCUAUUCUACAACUGUUCAUCGCCAUCGUUUGGAUCAAAAUGUCAGUAUCGAUUUGUCCACAGCUCAUCUUUAUCACUUACUGAAAUGAUUGAAUCUUUUGUGAAAAGUCGUUGGCGUACUAUGUUUGAAGGAAUCGUUACUACAUGUUAUCGUUUCUUAUCUGAUUGUGAUCGUGGAUCAUGGGCUUUAUGUCUCGAUUGGCGACAAAUAUGUGAUGGCAAAGUUGAUUGUAUGAGUGGUGAAGACGAACAGUGGUGUGAAACAUUAGAGAUGACAACAUGUGCUGAUGAUGAAUAUCGAUGUCAUUAUGGUGGUCAAUGUAUUCCAGUGACCUUUGUACGAGACAGCACCUUAAAUGUUGAUUGUCUUGAUGGUAGUGAGGAGAAAGUAGCCACCGGGAUAUGGUCGAUGUGGCCUUAUUCGCCUUGUGGUCUAAGUAUCACAUUUCGAUGUGAAGAACUUAUAGAUCGAUAUCCUCUUUCUUUUUCAUGUGGUAAUGGCCAAUUUUAUCCAGAGGCUUAUGUGUACAGUGAUGCAUUCGUUUGUGUCAACUGGAAACAAAGAGAAAGAAAUUUAGCCAUGUUUACUUCAUUUGAUCAUAUUAAAGAUAUUCAAUGUCGACAAGCAUUUCGUUGGUCACUAUAUUCUAAUCGAAGCGAUGGUAAGUAA